CGAUAGCUGUGAGCAAGAGAAGCGCGCAUUUAACGCAAGCAAAAAUUGCAGUCAAGGAUUUAGAUUCACACUGAAAGGCGUGAUUUACUGAUUUUCUAUGCCUGCGAAGAAAUGGCUGCUCCCGAGCUGCCCACAGAAUAUGAUGAGAUUGUGCUCGGAACAGGAUUACAAGAGAGCAUCUUGGCAGCUGCUCUAGCAAGAAUUGGUCACAGGGUUCUUCAUCUUGACAGGAAUGAUUACUACAGCGGGGACUGGGCAACAUUCCAUCUGCGCAGUCUAUUGGAGUGGAUCGACAAACACAAGGCUCCAGAAGAAACUGGAGUAUUGCCAGGUGCUUCAGAUGAUCAAGAUGGAGGAGGACCACAUGAUAACAGUCAGCUGGGGGAGGGAGAAAGCUUUCUGGAACUGCCACAGAAUUGUAGAACAGUGACAGGGUUAGAGGCCACAUGCUAUGUGAGAGCAGGUGUGGAGUUGCCCAGCCUUGAGAGGGUAAUUAUACCCCCUCGUUUGUCCACUCCAGAGGAGGAGCCAAAUCUACAGGGGGCAGAGGGGCAGGACCCUUCCCAGAAUGCACCAGAGGCUUAUGCCUCAUCUGCAGGUGCACAAACAGGAGCUGACCAAUCACACUCGGAGGGUGGGGACGAGGAAGCGGAGGCUCUCCAGAACUCGGCCAAUGAGGACCGAGAGUCCUCAAGUUCUGUGUCACCAUCAAUCUCCAUUGACCAACCGGGGACUAAUGAUGUAGCAGCUACAGAGCCAGUGUCAUCUGACCAGGUCGAAGGUCGUAAUUCACAAGGUGAAGGUUCAAGUUCGAGUGAAACCCCCUCAGAAGAGCAAGAACCUGAGCCUGCUGGACAACAGGAGCAGGAUUCACAAGCACAAGGAGAUGAAGGUCAAGGGUCAAGCAGUCAGAGUUCAGCAGAUGAAGGACAACGUGCAAGUGCAACUAGAAGUGAGAGACGAGAUUGGACAUGGGCAGAGAUCAGCCAGUUGUGGAGAAAGUUCAACAUUGACCUAACACCAAAGCUCAUGUUCUGCCGUGGUUCCAUGGUCGAUUUGCUGGUGUCCUCACGAAUCAGCAGAUAUGCAGAAUUCAAAGCAGUCACCAGGAUUCUCACAGUCAUCAAGGACAAACUAGAACUGGUUCCCUGUUCCAGAUCAGAUGUGUUCAGCAGCAAGUACGUGAGUGUGCUGGAGAAACGUAUGCUGAUGCGUCUGAUAGAGUUCUGCCUGAAUUACCAGGAUAGACUCGAAGACUAUGAAGAGUUCCGGGACAGACCCUUUGAGGAUUUCCUGAAGUCCAGGAAACUCACACCAACUCUCCAACACUUUGUGAUGCACUCCAUCGCAAUGGUUUCUGCAGACACUCCGACAGAAGAGGCUCUCAAAUCGAUGCAGUUCUUCCUUCGUUCUCUGGGUCGCUAUGGCAACACAGCCUUCCUCUGGACUCUCUAUGGCAGUGGCGAGCUUCCUCAGUGUUUUUGCAGAAUGUGUGCUGUGUUUGCCGGUAUCUACAUGUUAAGGACCAACCUGAAGACGCUCAUCGUGGAUGAAAACAACGUGUGCAAAGGGGCCAUUGACUCCGAAGGGAGAAGACUGACAUGCAACAACCUGAUCAUGGAAAGUAGCUAUGCCCCACAGCAUGCAACCAACACAACGCUAGGGAGUGUUUCUAGAGGUAUCCUUUUGACAGACCGGUCCCUCAAACCAACAGACAAUGAAGAGAUAACCCUGUUGACUGUUCCGCCCCCUGCUGGUCAGAAUAACCCUGUCAGAGUGUUGGAACUUGGAGCAGGGUCAUGCGCCUGCCCAAGAGAAAUGUUUGUCGUACAUCUCACAUGUGCCGGGACAGGGCAGGCAAAGGCAGAUGUACAAAAUGCCCUGGACAGUUUAUUUCAGCCACUGAACUCAGAGGAAGCUGACCAGUCCAGCACCAAGCCCAAGGUCCUCUGGUCCUUAUUCUUCAGCCAGGUGGACGCUUCAGUGUGUGAGGACUCGGCCCUUGCUGUGGGCCUUCCCAGUAACGUGCUCGUGACUGCUGGACCGGGGACCUCAGUAGGAUUCGGGCAUGCUGUAGCACAGGCUAAGCGGCUGUUUGAGAGACUCUGUCCUGAUGAAGACUUUCUUCCAGCAGCACCGGAGCCCGAAGACAUCAUCUUUGAAGAUCAGUCGAAAGACAACCCAGGAGAACACAAAGAGGUUGGUUUUGAGGCAAACUCGUCUGCUGGAGAAACAGAGAGACCCAAGGGAGAGGAGACGACUGUCACAUCAUCUGAGACGCUAGAGCAGACAGACAGAGCAAGCCAGAAGAAGGAUGUAACAGAGGCAGAAUCAAAUCAGGACAAAUCUGACGACACCACUACCUCAAGCUAGGAAUAAGGUAGUCAAAUCACGCACUGGCGCAAAGUCAUUUCAAAAACAAAAGAGCCAAACAUGGAGGUUUUUUAAAAGAAAAAGAUGUGUAUGAUUUAAUUUGAUUGCCUGUAUCCAGGAGCAAAGUUUGGGAUACUUCAGGAUUGUAAGGACUUGCUGCUAUAUGUGAAGUUCAAAGCCCAGAAUGCUUUGGUAUACUAAGUUUCUGUUACCAAAGAUUUAGGUUUUGUUUUAAUGAGGGGCAAAUUGUCAUGGAAAAAAAUCUAAGCAAUUUUAUACCAGCUACUAAUUAUCAAUGCAGUUUUCACAGAUAGUACUUGUGGAGUAGUUCUGUUUAUUUGAUUAAAAUUGCUUUGCAAAAUUUCAAUGUUGUAUAUGUACAAUAUUUAGCAGCAUAUGUAAAUUGUGAAAUGGCCUUGAAAACUGCAACACUAAAAAGAGGCAGAGAAAUGAUGAAACGAACGGUUAGAUCAGAUUUUCUUUAUUUUUUCUAAAAGUUGCAACAAAUGAUGAAAGGUAUUUGAAAAUGUGCAAUACAUUAUCUGUGUUGGAAGUUACAAUAAUUAUUUCAUUUUCACGAACUUGAGGAAAAAAUCUGAGGUUUGGUUGGCAUUUCUUGAAAUUCUUUUUUAUAUAUAUACCCAUGAAUUACUUUAGGUUAUUCUACUGAAAGCCUUAGUUAUAGUUCAAAUUUAGUUGAUCCAAAUUGUUUCGUUGCUUAAUCACAAGCUCUCAUUUAGUCUGUCUUGCUUUGUAUCAAAUUAAUCCUGAAGUAUCAUUAUAUUCAAAAAUGCACCAGCCUUGUUACACAGUUUUUACCAGGAGUGUAGAAACGUUUUGCUGAAGCUCUCUUUUUUUGGCAUUUUGAAUUCUAUGUGCUGCAUUGUUUUCCUAACCAUUGUUCCCCUUUGAUUGAAUAAUUAACCUGUACAAAAAGGUACUCUAGUUGCUACGUUUUUGUCCCUACUGAGUUUGUCACAGAAGUUGUCCUCUGGGUUCACCCAUAAAUCAUCAAGUCAUCAGAAAUUAUCAUUAAAUCCACUAAUCCUACUGUGCCUUGUUUUAAACAUUUGUCAAAUAUGGCAUAAAACCUCUCAAUCUUUCGUCCCAGCUUCGAGAAGGCUGGAUUGGUGUGCUCCUGCUUUGGCUGUUUAGUGAUGUCUUUUGCUGGCUACUUCUGCUCCUUGACGUUGAUCUGUCAAACCUGCAACAAUCUCACUGUCAACAAUGAACAUGUACUUCUUGAACAGCGAGUUCAUCGUUCUAAGUUGCUAAAAGGGGCCAGCACAGGAACUUCUAAGGCAACCUUCUGUAUCAAACAAUGAUGGUUACCAGUGUUGUUGUUACCAGUGUACUUUUUUCCUGAAGUGAUCUGUAUUUGGUUUUCAAGAAAGAUGCAUUUGAGCAUUUAAAUGUAAUUUUCAAAGCAGUUGGUAGCACUUGUGUACAUGUAUACUUGAAGUAAUUACAGUCACUUUAUAUGACAAAGAAACCCUGAUUUGUAAAAAUGGAAAUUAGAAAAAGAACAUAUAUGUAGAAAGCAGUGUUAUUAUCCUCAAUACCUGGUGGUAGAUCAAUGCAGUUAAAAGUGUCUUUUUUACAGUGAGAAAGUCUUACCAUUGAAACUCUUGUGGAGUAUGAAUCUGUAUGCAUGUGAUGAAACCAUGACAAAGGAGAAGGGAAAAAGGUUGGGAAAAAGGAAGUAUCUUUUCUCUCGAAAGUGGAAAAGAUGCCCUGUAUGAGAAGCCUGGUUCAGAUAGUGACUUUAAAAAGUAUUUGUGAGCAUGAUUGAUAUUGAUCAGUUGUCGAGUUAAGACUUUCAUGAACAAUACCGAAUAAGUAUGUACAUGUACUUGUAAAUGUUCGAUUUGUAUAAGCUGUGAAUGUACUUUGUGUUAACUGUCCUGAAAUUCAACAUGUAAGUGGUGAAAUAUUUCACAAGUGAAAUUUCAUUUCUUCAGUCUCUGAAAUCCUAAGUUUAUUGACCUAAAAAUUACACACACAACCCUUGCAUUAAUAUCUGCCAAGUACACUGACAAUUUUAAAAUCAGCGAAUAUAAUUUCCCCCUUUUUUCUUUCAAAUGAUUACCAUUUAACACAAGAAUAUUCAGCUUAAUCGGCAGGUACAGAAAAUGAAAGCAAUGGGAAUAAUAGACCAUAGCGUAAUGGCGCCAUGCUUUGUUUACAUGUGCACUU
Acanthaster planci (crown-of-thorns starfish) is the source of this 4569-nucleotide messenger RNA. Its product is annotated as rab proteins geranylgeranyltransferase component A 2-like. Gene Ontology annotation, biological process: protein geranylgeranylation; vesicle-mediated transport; intracellular protein transport. Lineage: Eukaryota; Metazoa; Echinodermata; Asteroidea; Valvatida; Acanthasteridae. Gene Ontology annotation, cellular component: Rab-protein geranylgeranyltransferase complex; nucleus; cytoplasm. The record is from RefSeq and is a predicted model, not a curated record. Gene Ontology annotation, molecular function: GDP-dissociation inhibitor activity.